UUUUUGCCCCUUUCUUUUUAUCUUCUUCCUUACGCUCAAAGUUCUCUUCUUUCUUUGCUUUUUCUCCAACUGGGGCUGUGACCACAACUUUUAUCAAAGAAAAAAGUGAAAAGAACAUAAACACUGUAGCUUUUUUAUUUUCUUGAUUUGAACCACAGUUGAGAUCUUUACUAACAAGUUCUCCAACUUUGAGGGCUGUGCUCUAUUUCCUGCUUAGGCUUUUAAGAGACCAAUGAUGGAGGGUCCAAUAGAUGCUGAUGUCUUGAUGGACUAUGUUGAAUUUCAGAUUUUCCCAAGCCAGAACAGGUACGAGUCACAUAUCUGCUACAGAAACAAGUUAGAAACAGCAGCCUCUGGACUUCUGGAGCAGUUGAUACUUCAUUCGCCCAAAAUCAAAUCUUUGCACUCUAAGGGAUCAGAUGCCAAUUUUAGAUUUAGACCUCUAGGGAAUCUUAAUGACGCUAAAUGGUUCACAAAAUCCACAUUGAUCAGGUUUCUUCAUAUUAUCAGCUCAUCGUCUACAAUUGAUAUGGCCAAGGCUAUGGUAAAUGAGAUAUCUCAGCUUGAAGAAGCUCGGAAGUUUCAUAAUUCUUUAUAUUCAAAGGGUCCUCAGGAUCGUAUUGGGAGCGGGGAAGAAGCAGAAUGCGAGUACUCAAGUGGUGCAGUGUCAUCAUCUCAGCAAGAAGAAGAUAACCCGUCAUCAGAUGCUUCCAAGAAUGAAUUGCUGAGGGCGAUGGAUUUGAGGUUGACUGCUUUAAAAGGGGAAUUAGCUGCUGCUUUUGACCAAGCUGCUGGCACUACAUGCUCUUUUGAGGAUACUAUUAACAUAGAGAAGUUCUCUUACUAUUUUGGAGCUGUUGAAUUGAGGAACUGUCUGCAGAAGUUUAUUUCAUCGAGCCAGCAGAACAGGGCUAGUGGUUUUCCGGGUAAAGAGUUGUCUCUUUCAAAAACUGAUGUUAGAAAUGACAAAGUUGGUUCAGAAAGGGGCAAAUCUCAAACAUCUGGACCAUCAAAGUUAGAUACAACAGUGAAAUAUAGUGCUUCCCCUGCAAAAGCUGCACAGAUGGAGAGGCAAAACUCAUCAGGAAGCGAAGAAUCUUCCUGUACAAGUGAAGAGGAACAACCAUCAGGGGAAAGAAGUCGAACUCUAAUAAGAUCUGCAUCUCCGAGAAGGUCUGCAUCUCCAAUGCGAAGAGUCCAAAUUGGGCGCUCUGGGUCACGAAGAUCCACUGCUUUAACUAUUAAGAGUCUAAAUUACUUUCCUGCCAGAGAAAGGUCAAUCUCUCAUAACGAUGCAGCUGCCAGCGAUAGUGAUGAGGAAGACUCUGAGCAAAUCUCAAAAAAGGCUGAGAAGGAUGCGUGUAGAAUGAGUGUGCAAGAUGCAAUCAGUCUCUUUGAAAGCAAACAAAAAGGCCAAGGUGUUGAUUAUCAAAGGACAAAGUCACUAUUAAGUGCCUCAGUUGGUGCUAAUAAAGCGGUAUUGAGAAGAUGGAGUUCAGGCGUGUGUGAAAGUUCUAGAGGCUCUGUUGAUGUUGCUUCUGAUGAUCCAGUUUCUGAGGCUACCAAUAAAUUGGAAAAUCAAGAAACUGAAAGUACUUUGGGCAUGAAACCUGAUUCAUAUCCUCCUCCCAAAAGCCAUGACGCCGAGGCUGCUGCUGCUGAUUUCAAACAAAACUUACCUGAAGAAGAAGCAUAUAGUCCAAAGGUUGCAAGAGAGGAAUCUUUCCCUAACCAAAGUGAAGAAAUAGGUGAAAAGUUAAAUGCCUCAGUCGAAUGGACUCGACAAAAAGAAGCAGAGCUAAACCAAUUGCUCACAAAAAUGAUGGAAACCAAGCCUAGCAAAUAUCAGAACGUGGCAGCAACUGAUAGAAAAAACCAAAGUCGUCCCGCUGAGCGUCGAGGUGGGUUCUAUGAUGAUUACAAAGAAAAGAGGGAUGAGAAACUUCGUGGUGAAACUUCUAGGAAGGAUAAACAAUUGAAAGCAAUGCAACAAAUUCUUGAUGAAAGAAAAGCUGAAAUUGUCACAGGAAAUGCAAGUAAUGUUAGCAAAAAACCAAAUAUUAAGAGAACCCAGAGAACAGUCAAGAAAUCCCCUGAAUCUGCAAAGACCAAAGAUGGAACUCCUAAACCUACUGUUGUAAAGAAAGCUUCAUCAAAAGCAUCGCAACUGCCAGCGACACGGAAGUCAUGGCCAUCUUUGCCGUCACCAAGAGUUGCAGGGACAUCAACUGCUAAAACUCCUCCUGUAACAAAUUCUCCAGGUACUACACCUACCCGCAGAAGAUCACAGCCAACACCAGCAGUUCCUCAGACAAGCCAAAAGGUUGAGAAGUUACAACCCCAAGCAAAAUCUGUGAAAACACCCCAGAAUAAUAUCAGAAAAAAUGUUACAAAUGGGAAUGACAAGAAGCAGCAGACUCUGACAAAAGCUAGCAAACCUACAAAAGCCAGGAUUCAGCCUACCCCUGCAGAUUCUGCAUCCUCUGCUAAAUCUAGACUCAACAAGGUAACCAAGAAAAGUAGUGUGGUACCUCUGGAAUCAAAGGAGGCAAAGCCUUUUCUUCGUAAGGGCUCGGGUACCGGACCAGUCAUAAAAGCCAAAGUUUCAUCUCAGCCUGAAAAAUCUUUGAGGGAAUCUACGGACCUUGUUCAAGUUGAGGAGAACGAGAUGGCCUCUGUUGCUUCUGGUCCUCGUCCUCUUAAUCAACUGGACAACAGGGGUCUUGAGGAGGUCAAGAUCCAUGAAGAUGAAGACUCUGUAAUUCAGUUAAACAGCCCUCAAGAAUAUGAAGAUAGAGAGAGCUGCAAUAAGGUUACGCCAGAUAAUGAAGAUGAUAUUGGAAGGAUGGAAGAAGAGUCUCCAUCUCCACUGAAAAGAGAGGUUGAAGAGGAAUCGAACAUUUCCCCUAGCGCCUGGGUGGUAAUAGAGGAGCAGGAGGAUCAAGCCCUUCCAUGUAAUGAUGAUUUUGGUCCUAAUGAAUCUGUGGCUGAUGUUGCAACUGUAAGAAUCUCAAGUCCACGAGUUCGUCAUUCUCUGUCCCAAAUGUUGCUUGAAGAGAGCAGUGAAGAUGUUAUUGACUGGGGUAAUGCUGAGAAUCCUCCUACUAUGGUAUAUCAGAAGGAUGUGCCAAAAGGAUUGAAGCGGCUUCUAAAGUUUGCUCGUAAGGGUAAGACUGAUUUAAAUUUAACUGGUGUUUCAAGCCCGUCAUUUUUCUCUGAAGGCGAGGAUGAUCCAGAGGAUUCUAAACUUCUCACGAAAAGUAGUUCUGACAAUCUACUGAAGAAGGCUACACUUCAUGCUAAGCAUUCUGGACAACCAAAGUUGUCUUCUGAAGACUAUGAGCUAUCCGCUCAAACAAGUAUAGGCAAAAUUGCUGCUCAGAAAUUGCAAGCGAGCCGGCUUUCAGCUCCAGCAAGUACAACAAAAGCAUCAAGAUCGUUCUUUUCUCUUUCAGCAUUCAAGGGAAGUAAAUAAAAGAUUCUAAGUUCCGAUGAGAAAGCAACAGCAGACCAACCCCUCGAGUCUUAAUAUUGGGACUUGCAGCUGUUGCUUCUGACAGUGGCUGGGGGUGUAUGUUUCUUUUUUCUGUUUUGGUGCUUUAUUUUCCUUCGGAUACGCUGUACACUUAGGAAUACCUCACAAGUAGGGAGGGGUUACAUUUGUCUCUGUACUUUGUAAAUUCACUGUUAGAAAUGUAGUUUCUUUUGUAGGAUGAUUAACCAAAUUCAAUUUGUUAUCUUUGCACAGAGCAUGUUGCUGUGUCUGACUCAAAAUUUUGCAAAUAUUACUUGUAAGACAUUUAGCUCUUUGCUUAUUUUACUAUUGAACUGGUUUGUUGUGCUUU
Lycium barbarum (goji berry) is the source of this 3845-nucleotide messenger RNA. RefSeq lists its product as uncharacterized. Lineage: Eukaryota; Viridiplantae; Streptophyta; Magnoliopsida; Solanales; Solanaceae. The record is from RefSeq and is a predicted model, not a curated record. The transcript has 11 exons. The coding region runs from base 233 to 3475 and encodes 1080 amino acids.